Molecule: messenger RNA, 705 nt
Organism: Drepanopeziza brunnea f. sp. 'multigermtubi' MB_m1
Lineage: Eukaryota; Fungi; Ascomycota; Leotiomycetes; Helotiales; Drepanopezizaceae
Biological process (GO): protein depalmitoylation
Cellular component (GO): cytoplasm
Molecular function (GO): carboxylic ester hydrolase activity; palmitoyl-(protein) hydrolase activity
Source: RefSeq, a predicted model, not a curated record
AUGUCGAAACCGACCUCCCUCAUCAUCCCCGCCGUCAAGAAGCACACAGCUACUGUCAUCAUGGCCCAUGGUCUUGGUGACAGCGGAGCGGGCUGGGUCUCGCUAGCAGAGAACUGGCGCCGCAGACAAAAGUUCGAGGAGGUCAAGUUCAUCUUCCCAAAUGCGCCUUCUAUCCCAAUCACAGUGAACAGAGGCUACGUUAUGCCAGCAUGGUAUGAUAUCAUUGAGUUCGGCACCGACGCCGCAGGCGAAGACGAGAAAGGUAUCCUCAAAUCUCGCGAGUACUUCCACGGCCUGAUCGCCUCCGAGAUCAACGCUGGCAUACCUUCCGAACGCAUUGUCAUCGGAGGGUUCUCCCAAGGCGGCGCCAUGUCCAUUUUCUCCGGCGUCACAGCCCCUACGAAGCUGGGAGGCAUCUUCGGCCUCUCUUGCUACUUGUUGCUCAACAAGAAAGUCAAGGACUUUGUCCCGAGCGACAGCCCGAACAAGGACACGCCAAUUUUCAUGGGGCAUGGUGACAGAGACCCGAUCGUCUCGCCUCAGCGUGGUCAGAAGUCUGCGGACGUUUUGAAGGAAGGGGGCUGGAAAGUGGAUCUGAAGAUGUAUCCGGGACUGGAACAUUCGGCUCUUCCGGAGGAGAUCGACGACGUAGAGAAAUAUCUGAACUCGAGGAUACCGGCUGUAGGAGACAAGCCUGAGUUUUGA